This is a messenger RNA of Punica granatum (pomegranate), 1230 nucleotides long. The record is from RefSeq and is a predicted model, not a curated record. NCBI's taxonomy places the organism in Eukaryota, Viridiplantae, Streptophyta, Magnoliopsida, Myrtales, Lythraceae.
GCAAGUAAGGGCGUCCACGUCGUCGGUCGGCUUCCCACGCGCCUUUUGCUGCAGGGAUGAUCCAACGGUCUGACUCCCCCAGAUUCAACAUCACCGGCACCGGCGAGAAUAGAGAGAUGAGAUGCAGGGCCCCGUUCGUGCACGCGCUACACACGCGACUUAGAAUCUUCCUGGGAGACAGGAAAAAGGUGUUUUGCUUUUCCUUUUUCUUUUUCUUUAAUUGAUUGAUGAGAGAGAAAUCAGAGAUCCCAUCCUCGGAUAUCCUCGACGCGAAGGUUUCUUCCCUUCGCUUGCAGUUGCCCAGUUCGUUUUUUACUGGGUUUGACAAGUGUUCUCUCUGCUUCAAAUGGAAGAAGAAGAAGAAGAUAAAGAGAGCCUACUAUAUAACACCAACAGCUUUGGUGAAAUCAAGAUGUUCCACGGCAGCAUCCUCGACUUGAACAAGAAAAGGAAGUUGCAGUCCGAGCUCCUUGGCCUGCCCACACCAAAGCACACGUGCUUAGGUCGAGGCUCCGCACCAUCCUGCUCCACAUUCCAAGGCUAUCCUGAAUUAGGACAGCUCCAGCCAAUUGUAACAGCCAAGGCAACAUAUGAGGAAAUUGGUUCCGGACUCGAGUCUGCUGAUGGUAGCAACAGCUUCAUGGAGGGCUCUGUGUCGUCGACCAUGUCGGUGUCUGCCAAGUUACUUAGCACGCCUUCCACUUCAACUGCUAUCUGGAGCUCAGAGAAUCAAACAUAUUCCUCAGACAGUAACGAGGCAAAUGAAAUGGAGAUUAGGGCUGCGGAGGAGGACAUCAAUUCUCAGUCAAGGGGUGGGCCGAUCAAUCUUCGGCAAAUGCUGGAAGAGCAGCUACUAGAGUUUACCACCCAUGCAGACUAUAAUGGGAUUGAUUUGAUGGAGCAGUCUGGAGAUAACCGGACCGAAGAUGUACUUUAUUCCAGUGGCAUGAAUCCAAACAGUUAUGUGCUUUCCUCGGGAAGAUGGAUCGUCGAGCAAGAGGGCCAAGCUACUACAAGGAAACCAACCAUCGACAAGGAAUUCGAGCAGUACUUCUCCAUGCUCAUGCUGUAACCGCUGCUAAUUAAAUCGGAGUGUGUAAAUAUAUUACCUUCAUAUGAAUCAUUUGCGUGGUAACCUUCCAUGGUAAGGUAUCAAAGGAUGCUACGUAUUGAAUAACAUCUUGUAAACUGGAUUUGAUAAUGGAAAGUUGCCUUCUGUAAUUUUUUUUU